AUGUCUUCUCGUGAUCAAGUCGAUUCCCUCCUUGCUAUUAUUAAGGAAGCUGCAUACAACGCCCUUGACGAAUACGAAACGUAUGGGACACCAGCGCCAAAUCUGGACUCGCUUGAGCCCCAUCCUCUUGACGUCGCCGACGACAAACUCAGGCUAAAGAAAAUAAUCAGUAAACUCGAGGGUGCUUGUGAUCAGCUGUGCACAAUCUUGGCCCCUCCCUCACACACCGUUAUGAAUAGGGCUCAGGAUUUCGGAUGGGCGUGCCUUCGGGUCUCUGUUCGGCAAAAAAUUGCAGAUGAACUUGCGCAGCAUCCUGACGGUCUGCACGUUGACGAGUUGUCUAAGAAGGUCAAUGUCCAUCCUAUGAAAUUAGCCUCAAUUCUCCGAGUUCUGGCUGCCAGACAUUGCUUCCGCGAAGUUUUGCCCAAUAGUUUUGCAAAUAAUCGGUUGUCAAUGAACCUUGUUUCCGAUCAUUCAGUAUCAGCCUUGGUCAACCUCGUCACCGAAGAGGGUCAGAGAUCUGCACUGGCUCUUUCCGACUAUGUUGUCGAUCCGGAAUAUGGGUAUUCCCUCGAUAUAUCCAAAGCAGUUUUUCAGUACAGAAACAAGGACGUUAUGCCAAAAGGACUUACAUUUUACGAGUGGCUUCAAUCAAGCGAACAGAAGGAGAGGCGUCAAGUCAUGAUGAAAGCCAUGAUUGGAAUGAAUUUAGUCAUAGGAUCGCUGAGCGCCCUGCAUGCGUAUUCGUGGAGUACUGUAAAAUCAGUUUGCGAUGUGGGUUCAGGAAUGGGCGGGUUUUCGCGUUCACUCUUAGAAAUGUAUCCCAUGAUUCAUGUUACUCAGUUUGACCUACCUCAAACCCUGGAGUUGGCAAAAAAGGUGGGCAUCUCAGGGAGUGACGAGCAAGCUAUAUUAAUUCUCAAAUCCGUUCGUGAAGCCAUGGGUCCCGGAAGCCGAGCUCUCAUCCGUGAGUGGGACGAUAUAAACCACCUACGGGAAGCAUGUGUGACUCUAAAUUCAGAUGACCACGUACUUCAUCAUAUGUCCUCAACCAAAGGGACAUAUUCAGAAGGUAUGGACGUUGCGCCUGAACCUAUGCUCCCGAACUAUGGUGUUGGGAAAAUCAGAUUAUAUCAUCAGGAUUUAACGAUGAUGAUGUGCUACAACACAAAGGAAAGAACUGUGGGUGAGAUGAUUGCCCUAGGGGAGAAGGCUGGCCUUCGUGGUUUGAAAAUCUUUGAUCUCGCUGAGAUGUGCUUGAUAGAGUUUGACAAAGUGGAUUAA
Molecule: messenger RNA, 1284 nt
Organism: Psilocybe cubensis
Lineage: Eukaryota; Fungi; Basidiomycota; Agaricomycetes; Agaricales; Agrocybaceae
Exons: 9
Coding region: 1-1284 (427 amino acids)
Molecular function (GO): O-methyltransferase activity
Source: RefSeq, a predicted model, not a curated record